This is a messenger RNA of Cherax quadricarinatus, 4881 nucleotides long. The record is from RefSeq and is a predicted model, not a curated record. Lineage: Eukaryota; Metazoa; Arthropoda; Malacostraca; Decapoda; Parastacidae.
AUGCUAGUAGUGGUGAGUGGGACGCUAGUACUGUCUCUCCUGCUGACUGGAAAAGUGUCAGGGGAGACUGAACAAGAUGGAGCUGACACUCACGGUACUCGACUCAGGAGGCAAGAUGAACAUUCACAGCUUGGGAAAGGUUUCUUCCUGCCUACCCUUAACAGCCUCACGGAGCGCCAAACUUCCUCACAGAGGCUGCAAAUCAAUCCACAAUUCAUCAAUCGUCGGAAGGAGGUUCAACAAGGCCGGAUCAACGCUCUUCAAGUUGAUGGAGUGAGGAAUUCCAUUGCCAAUUCUAUUUCUAACAAACCUGGGCGGAUAAGGGAUAGGAACCCUUCAGGAUUUCAACCUAGAGGGUUUCAGAGAAGAUUCUUGCAGAGAGGAAACCUUAAUAGACUAGGCAGCUCGUUGCCUGUCGGUGUGUCCUCCAGACAACCAACUUACCGUCGGCAGGUUACACGAGUACCAUCUACUCAGCAGAAAGUGAGUACGGCUUCGACGCAACUCGAAACUGACAGCAGGGAAUCAAUUCGCAGUUCGACGGGCGUUGUCAGGGAGUUUCAACUCCCACUUUCACCCCGGGCUCAGAGCGUCAGACCCUCAGUUUCUAUCAGGGCUCAAAAUGCAUUGCAGUCUCAGACCGUAAAAAAAAAUCCUUUUCAUGAAGGAAGAGUGUUGUCACAGAGGCGAAGUCAACAAGCCCCUUCGUUUACUCGAAGUCAGCAGCAAACACCCCCAUUCACACGAAGUCAGCAGCAAACACCCCCAUUCACACAAAAUCAGCAAACACAAACAUUCCCACGAAGUCAGCAAGAAACCUCUUUCUUCACACCAAGACAAACACAAAGAUCGCAGAAUCUUAGACAACUGCAAGGUCAAAGAUUCUUGAAGCCUGGUCCCCAAAUUACGCUUGCGAGGCCUCAGAUAAUAUCCCAGAGACUCCGAUCUCAGUCUUCACCAACGCCACAAAUUACACAUCAAAACAAACAGACUUCAUUACUUCAAAGACCUCAGAUUGGCUCACCAGUCAGAGUUGCCAAUCAGAUCAGACCACAAGCGCCUCAAGCGUCGAUUAUCCGACUUCAGCCAAUCAGGGUCACUCAGACACUCAGCACGGCAGCCCCUGGACAGAGUCAGCAAUGGCUGACUCUGAAGCCACGAACUCAGAAUCUGUUUCAGCGACGUCAGGGAUUGGUGAGUGAGAGGUCACAAUCACCAGUUCAACAAUCACAAUCACCAAUUCAACAAUCACAAUCACCAGUUCAACAAUCACAAUCACCAGUUCAACAAUCACAAUCACCAAUUCAAUCACAAUCACCAGUUCAACAAUCACAAUCACCAAUUCAACAAUCACAAUCACCAGUUCAACCAUCACAAUCACCAGUUCAAGAAUCACAAUCACCAAUUCAACAAUCACAAUCACCAAUUCAACAAUCACAAGCAUCAGUUCAACAAUCACAAUCACCUGUUCAACAGUCUCAUGUUCUGGUUCAACAAUCACAAUCACCAGUUCAACAAUCACAAUCAUCUGUUCAACAGUCUCAUGUUCUGGUUCAACAAUCACAAUCACCUGUUCAACAGUCUCAUGUUCUGGUUCAACAGCCACAAUCACCUGUUCAACAGUCUCAUGUUCUGGUCCAACAGCCACAAUCACCUGCUCAACAGUCUCAUGUUGUGGUUCAACAAUCACAAUCACCUGUUCAACAGUCUCAUGUUCUGGUUCAACAGCCACAAUCACCUGCUCAACAGUCUCAUGUUGUGGUUCAACAAUCACAAUCACCUGUUCAACAGUCUCAUGUUGUGGUUCAACAAUCACAAUCACCUGUUCAACAGUCUCAUGUUGUGGUUCAACAGCCACAACAUCUAGCACCUCAGAGUUCACAGGCCCCAGUUGAACCACUAACAACAGAAAGACAAAUAAUACAGAGACCACAAUUUGCAUCCGUCUCUCCUCAGCUGGAGAAUAAAGAGCUUAAUACACUUCCAGCAAGGCCAACAACACUUCCCAUCCAGCUGUCUGGAUUCCAGAGACAGUUAUCGCCACAGACCUCGGAGCAAAGGCCAGCAACAACACCGGACUUCCAGGACACAGCUGCCUUCGGAGUACCUCUUCCAGUGUCGCCUCAGCUUUCACAGUCCACGAUAGAUGAAAGUCUGAAGCUUCAAGCUCGGGGUAACCCUCGAAGUCAUUCCCAGCGGCGGCAGCAGCAUGGUGCACAGACAUUCUUGACGUCUUCCACGUCUCUCCCAGCUGCUGGUACUAGACAGGGACAAGUUGGAGUGUUCCUUCACCAAACACGUCCACAAUCAACCAUUGUGUCAACUUCGCCAUCAACUGUGAAGGCAAGAGAGGGACAACAGCGUCUUCAGUCAACUGUAGUGUCAUCUCCGACACCAGCUACUGGAGGCAGACAAGGACAAGGUGGAGUACUCCUCCACCAAACAAGUCCACAGUCAACUGUAGUGUCACCUCCGUCACCAGGUACUGGAACUAGACAAAGACAAGGUGGAGUACUCCAUCAAGCACGUCCACAGUCAACUGUAGUGUCAACUCCAUCACCAGCUACUGGAACUAGACAAGGACAAGGUGGAGUACUCCUCCACCAAACAAGUCCACAGUCAACUGUAAUGUCAUCUCCAUCACUUGCUACUGGAACUAGACGAAGACAAGGUGGAGUGCUCCUCCACCAAACAAGUCCACAGUCAACUGUAGCGUCAACUCCAUCACUAGCUACCGGAACUAGACAAGGACAAGGUGGAGUACUCCAUCAAGCACGUCCACAGUCAACUGUAGUGUCACCUCCAUCACCAGCUAUUGGAACUAGACAAGGACAAGGUGGAGUACUCCUCCACCAAACAAGUCCACAGUCAACUGCAGUGUCACCUCCAUCACUAGCUACUGGAACUAGACAAGGACAAGGUGGAGUACUCCAUCAAGCACGUCCACAGUCAACUGUAGUGUCACCUCCAUCACUAGCUACUGGAACUAGACAAGGACAAGGUGGAAUACUCCAUCAAGCACGUCCACAGUCAACUAUUGCGCCACAGGGUCAGUCACAGUCUGGGAAUUUACGUAUAGUCCUGGACACAUCUCCUGAAGACUUCGACGAUUCUCGAGAAAGAGUCUUUGACCAUAGCUCGUCUGUCAACUUAGCAAGUUCGCUAAGACGAGAAAGCCAUAGUGCCCUUGGGAUCACGUCUCAGGUGCCAGCGAGGAGGUUUGCAGCGCUACAAGACAAUACCCACGAAGACAUAACAGUGGAAGAGGAUUCAAGAGAGCUCUUGCUUCAGAACGGGAGAAAACCUGUGCCCAUCACGGGUUUGAUUCCUCAUUCAGACCAAGGCACUUCGACCCUUCUGGGUGGAAACAGUCGAAGUGUGCUGCUUGAUCUGACGAAGGAAGACCUUACAAGAGAGGACAUUACAAGAGAGGACCUUACAAGAGAGGACCUUUCAAGAGAGGACAUUACAAGAGAGGAUCUUACAAGAGAGGACCUUACAAGAGAGGACCUUACAAGAGAGGACCUUUCAAGAGAGGACCUUACCAGAAACGACAUCAUUUUCGUGCCACCUCCGUCACCAGCUGCUGUAAUAAGACAGGGACACCGAGGUCGACAGUCAGCUGUUGUGUCACCCCCAUCACCAGCUGCUGUGGCAAGACAGGGACACUCAGGUCGACAGGCAGCUGUUGUGUCACCCCCAUCACCAGCUGCUGUGGCAAGACAGGGACACCCAGGUCGACAGCCAGCUGUUGUGUCACCCCCAUCACCAGCUGGUGGAGCAAGACAGGGACAAGCUGGUCUGUUCCUCCACCAAACACUCCCACAGUCAACAGUUGUGUCGCAACAGUCACCAGCUACUGGAAUUAGACAGGGACAAGUUGGAGUACUCCUUCAACAAACACAUCCACAGUCAACCAUUGUAUCAAAGGGUCAGCCACAGUCUGGUAAUUUGCGUACAGUCCUGGACGCGUCCCCUGAAGACUUCGACGAGUCUCGUGAAGUUAUCUUAGGUCAUCGCUUAGCUAACUCGAAGACUGUGCCAAGAGGGGAGGGCCAAGGUGUUGAUAGGGCAACGUCUCAGGUGCCAACAAGGAGGUCUGCAGCUCUUGGAGAUAAUAUACAAGGAGAUAUGACAGUGGAGGAAGAUUCAAGAGAAUUCUUUCUCAAAGCAAGGAAACUCACGGCCACUGGAGGCUUCAAGCAGCCUAGUGACCAACACACAGCGGCACUUCUGCCGGGAAAUGGUCGAGGUGUUGUGCUUGAUUUAACGAAGGAGGACUUGACAAGAGAGGACCUUACCAGAGAGGACCUUACAAGAGAGGACCUUACCAGAGAGGACCUGACAAGAGAGGACCUUACCAGAGAGGACCUUACAAGAGAGGACCUAACAAGAGAGGACCUUACAAGAGAGGACCUUACAAGAGAGGACCUUACUAGAGAGGACCUUACAAGAGAGGACCUUACGAGAGAAGACCUAACAAGAGAGGACCUUACAAGAGAGUACAUUACAAGAGAGGACCUUACAAGAGAAGAUCUUACCAGAGAGGACCUUACCAGAGAGGACCUUACCAUGGAGGACCUUACCAGAGAGGACCUUACCAUGGAGGACCUUACCAGAGAGGACCUUACCAGAGAGGACAUUACAAGAGAGGACCUAACAAGAGAAAACAAUAGCCACGAACUUUUCCACUGAGACGAACAAUGGCGCUAACAUUCCCGUCUCACCAACAGUCAAUAACAUGAAAUACACACACAAUAUUAUUAUAUUUUAUGUAUUUAUUUUCACUUUACUUGUGCAUGUGUACUCACCUACAUGUGGUUGAAGGGGUCGAGUCACAGCCCCUGGUGCGCUUCUGAGAUUUCUACAUUAUGUACAUGU